AUGGAACUAUCCACAUCUCUUGCCAGUCAUUUGACUCUUACCGACAACCCUGCCAUGUCCGGGACCGGCCCCGUUCUACCGCCGGAAGUACUCGUCCAGAUCAUUCGCGAUGCUUAUAGAUUCGACGAUGAGAAGUCCACUAUUUUUUCCUGCUUGCUGGUGAGCCAGGAAUGGCGGGACAUGGCGCUUCCCUUUCUCUACAAGGACUUGGUACUCGCAGGCAGUGGUCAGAUGGAACGCUUUCUGGACUCCCACAACAGCUCGGCCGUCCGCUCCAUCACACGCUCUCUGACCAUCUAUCUUAGAGAGUGCUGUAACCCCAGUUCAGAGUUGCAAGAGCGGAUUGAUAACACGGUCUGUCGGCUGGCCAAGGAAGUCAUCCCGAACAUAGCGGCACUCAAGUCUUUUUCCCUGACAACAAACUGUCGAGACUUCAAACUGGGCAUACUCAGGAAGACCAUCUCAACCGUUCUCGAAGCCCUCCCCCAAAGCUGUGUCAACUUGGAGCUGGAUACAGGAGGAAAAGACGAAGCCUCAUUCUGGCUUGCUUAUCACGGCAGAAACCGCCUAGAAGGUGUUUCCCAUUUGUGCCAUGAUUUGCGCCGCAUGCUACCUCGCAUGCACAAUGUCCGCAUCAACCUCAAGUCUAUGUGUGACGCCAUGUUUGGAGGACGAUUCCCAGACCAGGGUUUUCACUCUAUCGAUCUUCCACACAUCCGACAUCUCCUCAUCGAAACGUCGGGUACAGGCGCUAGACCACCGUGUCCAACAUCCCCUCGAAAAGAACACUCUGCCUGGCGCCAGAUAAUCCGAGCGUUGCAGCACGUGGCAGGAUCACAAGAAACUGCCCCAGGCGAGCUCACAGUCUUGGGAACAGCUAUCGAGAUUUCUCGAGCUGGAACGUUCUACCAGACGCUGAUGCGUUGCCAUGUGAGAGGUGGUGAUGAUGGGCUUACAACGUUCGCAUUCCCUGCUACGGAUGUUCCAUCGCCAAACAGCAAUUACAAGCGCUCCCUUCUUGUGCGGACCGAGGAAGGGGGUUUCGUGGUGGAUAGAAUCGAUUCGUAUUACGACAUAGCCGGAGGACGUCCAUGGAGGUUGGCAGCCAAUGGCGCGAGGCUACCAGUCUCUCUUUUCCCUGAUACCAUUUGGGCCUCAGAUGGACAGCUUGGCAUCGUUACCGAGGCGAAGUGGAGGGAGAGAUACCCAGCAAAGGAAUGCACUCUGUGGGAGAAGGAGAGGGAAAUGGGGAUGCGAUUGGUGGAUUUUGAGGAGCGCAAGAAUGAUAUCAGGUUGAGAACUGUGGUGGAGAGGUCGCCCGAAGACGUAGCACUCGGAAGGCCGUUUGUGAGCCCUGGGGAUGUUGAUUCGGAAGAGGAAGAGGAUUCACAGUGGUAA
This is a messenger RNA of Fusarium falciforme, 1398 nucleotides long. RefSeq lists its product as hypothetical. Bases 1 to 1398 code for a protein of 465 amino acids. The record is from RefSeq and is a predicted model, not a curated record. Lineage: Eukaryota; Fungi; Ascomycota; Sordariomycetes; Hypocreales; Nectriaceae. The transcript has a single exon.